Neurospora hispaniola is the source of this 2002-nucleotide messenger RNA. Its product is annotated as Peroxin 13, N-terminal region-domain-containing protein. The record is from RefSeq and is a predicted model, not a curated record. Gene Ontology annotation, biological process: protein import into peroxisome matrix, docking. Lineage: Eukaryota; Fungi; Ascomycota; Sordariomycetes; Sordariales; Sordariaceae. The transcript has 3 exons. Gene Ontology annotation, cellular component: peroxisome; peroxisomal importomer complex; peroxisomal membrane. Gene Ontology annotation, molecular function: protein binding. Bases 204 to 1571 code for a protein of 455 amino acids.
AAGCAGCGGACCUGACGCUUGUCGCAUCGCACGCAUUCUAUCCCAUCGCUUAAGACUGACGACUGGACCAUCCCUAACUAGGCGGCCACCAGUAAACCCCCCUUGUUUUCGUCUUCUCCCUUUACCGGUCCAUCGAAGUCAUUCCUCGAGCACUACCACCGGCCAUCAACGGCGGAGGAUCAGAUAAUCCACACACAAUCGCCAUGGCAUCCCCUCCGAAACCGUGGGAAAGACAAGGCGCGACGUCUGGUGCAUCGGCGCCCGCACCAGCAGCCUCUUCGGCCGCGACGCCAUCACCAGAGUCAAACACGACAACAACAUCAGGCUCAACCCCGGCCAUCCCCGCGAGACCUGCCAGUCUGACCGCCUCCGUCAACCAAAAUGCCGCCAACUACAGCAGACCAAUGGGCGCGAUGGGUACAUCACCAUACGGAGUCGGCGUAGGCUCGUACGGCACAACAUACGGCUCUUCAUACGGCUCGGCAUACUCGUCGCCCUAUUCCAGCCCCUAUUCCAGGUAUGGGGGUAUGGGCGGAUAUGGCAGUUCAAUGUACGGCGGUUACGGCGGGUCGAUGUACGGCGGUGGCAUGUACGGCGGCGGCGGCAUGUAUGGAGGAGGUAUGGGUGGCAUGCCGGAUCCCAACAACCCGGAAAGUUUGACCAACCGCUUCAACAUGAGCACGAUGGCCACAUUCCAGAUGCUGGAAGGCAUUGUCGGCGCAUUCGGGGGUUUUGCACAAAUGCUUGAAAGCACUUAUAUGGCGACACACUCAAGUUUCUUUGCCAUGGUUGCUGUCGCAGAGCAGUUUGGCAACCUUCGCCAGACACUAGGCUCCAUUCUGGGCAUCUUCACUAUUAUGCGCUGGAUUAGGACAGUGUUCGCCAAGAUCACCGGCAAGCCUCUACCAGCCGAUGUCUCCAGCCUCAAUCCAGCCUCUUUUGCCAUGUUUGAUGGACGCGGGAAGGGCGGUGCCGCAGCGGCUGCCGGUGGUGCCGCCGGUGCCAUGCCCAAGCCCAGCCGAAAGCCCCUCAUCUUCUUCGUUCUCGCUGCCUUCGGUCUGCCCUACGUGAUGAGCAGGGUGAUCAAGUCGCUGGCCUCCAACGCUGAGGAAGAGGAAAAGAAGCGCCAGCUCGUUGUCGCGCAACAACAAACCAUCGACCCGACCAAGCUCGAGUUCUGCCGCGUCCUGUACGACUUCUCGCCCGCCACGCAGGGGAAUGGCGAGAUCGUCCCGGGCGUAGACCUUGAAGUUCACAAGGGUGAUCUGGUUGCCGUUCUCAGCAAGAGCGAUCCUCUUGGCCAGCCUAGCGAGUGGUGGAAGUGUCGCGCCCGCGACGGAAGAAUUGGCUAUCUACCGGCUACCUUCCUCGAGGUACUUAAGAAGCCGGGUCAGCCUGUUGCAGCCAUUGCUGGGGCCCCAUCCAUCAGCAUUGACGGCGACACGAGGGCCAACUCGCUGAGCAGCAUCCUCAGCGACGCGGAUAAGAAAGUGCUGGUUCCGGCCCUCCCGGCGGCCAAGGCUAGCGAUAUCAGCGUCGAGAGCUUCCAGAAGUCGCAGUUCUUUUCUUAGAGACGCAAGGAACGCAGGCGGAAUGAUCUCAGCAAAAUGCACAUCGAGACGUCGCGGUUCAUGCCACGCUCUUCUCGGCUUCGACACUCGGUCUCAUUCUCUUAAUACACGCCUGAUUGUGCGAGCUCUGGAUCUACCAUGUGCAAAGCGCCGGGGGCGGCCUCCUGGGAGUGGCCCACCCAAUGGCCAACUAAUCGGCUUUCCUCCCCCAAACACAACAAUCAGACACAACAGCAAACCAAAUCAAAAUCGCGGAUUCUCCUUAAUUCGCAUUCGCCCAGCCUGGUGGAAAUGACCACACUUUCCUGCCAGGAAAAAUCAUCAAGCAGCUACGUAGAGGCACACGAGAGCGCGGUGAGAUAAUCAGUCGGAGCAUUUUCGGAAGUUUUCGAACUCGUCGGAAGGGUGUAAGACGUCACCAAACAAGCAUG